Molecule: messenger RNA, 2870 nt
Organism: Striga asiatica
Lineage: Eukaryota; Viridiplantae; Streptophyta; Magnoliopsida; Lamiales; Orobanchaceae
Source: the annotation of a GenBank genome assembly
AUUGGCACAAGGGUUUUUCUUGCAAUCGUUCCUUGUUCCACGCCUCUAUAUAAAUACAUCAUUUUCUCUCGCCCAUUGCCGCGCCUCGUCGACACUUGUUAGCCACAACAAAAUCCAGCUCUCGCAACAAAAAUCAGUGAUCUUAAGACCUCCCAAUUUUAAACCCUAUGGAUUUCCACAGCCUUACGAGGAGAGAAUUGCAGGCGCUCUGCAAGAAGAACAAAAUCCCAGCUAACAUCACUAAUGUCGCUAUGGCUGAAGCUCUCCAAGCUCUCAAGAUCGUUGAAGGUAUUGAGGAACUAAUGCAGACAUCCCAGUCUGGAACUGCACAAUCCUCAAUGGAAUCACUUGAAAUGGCAGAAGUGACAUCUCCAUUUGUGCCUCCAAUUGCUUCCAGGAGCACACGGCGCACAAACAUCACAAAAGAAGCUCCUGAGAGUGUGAAUCCAACAACCAGGAUUAGCCGUACAACUCGAAAGGCCCAAUUUAAAGAUGCUGAUGUAACAGAAACUCCAGCAAUGUUAGCACAGACUAAAAAGAAAGGUCCGAUGACCUCGGCUUGUAGGAAAAUGGAUUCUCAGUUCAUGGAAUGUGUGGAUGAGGGCAAAAAGGGCACUUUGGUGACCCCUGCAGCUACUAGCAGAAGGAAAAGAGUGGAAGACAGCACAGUUAAAAGUACUUAUAACACGAGGAGGUCGUCAAGGCUAGCCGAGAAGAAUAAUGUGAUGUUGAAUGAGGUUGACAAUGAAGAAUCUCAGAUUUCCAAGAAGAAAUUGGUUGCUUUGGAGAAGAAUCUGAAAUAUGGUGUGGAAGAUUUUACUGAACUCUCGGGCAUUACUGAUGUUGAUGCAAUGACAGGCAUUGAGGAGAAGUUUGAGGAUAAAGAUGAACCAGAAGUUGUUUCAGUUCAAAAGCAGGAAACAUCACUUGGUAAAGAUGAAUCUGGAGAUGUUUCAGGCCAAAAGGUUGACACAUCAACUGGUGAGGAGAUUGAAGAUGUUGAUGCAGUGACAGCCAUUGAGGAGAAGUUCGAGGAUAAAGAUGAAGCAGAAGCUGUUUCAGUUCAAGAGCAGGAAACAUCAAUUGGUAAAGAUGAAUCUGAAGAUGUUCCAGGCAAAAAACUUGACACAUCUACUUAUGAGGAGAUUGAAUUGGGAACCCAUGCUCAAGAGGAAAAAUUCACCAACUUAGAGAAUGAAGAUUGUGGUGAAAACACAGUUAUGCUAUUGACAGCCAGCAACGAAGUUCUUCAACAAUCUAAUGUGUCUCAAGAUGUUUGCAUCUCUGAAGCUGAGACUAUUGUUCAGAAAAACAUUGAAGAAUUAAAAUGUGUGGAAGCAUCUGAAGCUGCUGACUUUGUAAACAAUCUUAAUUUGGAAAGUGGAGUAGCUCAAAAUGUAUGCAACUCUGAAACUAAGACUAUCAAUCAGAAGAACAUUGAAGAACUGAAUAGCAAGGAACGUGAAGCAUCCGAGGAUGAGGCUGCUGACUUCGUUGAAAAUGUUAUUCUCGAGUGUGGAGAAGUUGAUGAAGAUUGCCCUGUUGCGACUCAAUAUGUUUGCCCAUCUGAAUCUGAGACUACAGUUGAGAAGAACAUUGAUGAACUUGAAGCUGAGGAAGGUGAAGCAUCUAGAGUUGAGGAUGCUGAUAGUGUUGAAAGUGAAGAUAACAUUGUAGUUGAUGACAAUGCUGGUUUUCAAAGCAAGGAUGAUGAAGAAUUUGAGAAUGACACAACAAUCGGAGGUUCUGAAGAUGUCCAGGAUUUAAAUGCGACCUUGGACAAACUUACAGUGCUCACAUUGAAGCAAGCUACAGAGGAAUCUAUUUCAGACUUCACUCACCAUUUGGAUAUUUCAGUGCAGCUCAAAGAAAACGAGCAUAACGUGGUAGAAGUUGUUCAACUCGAAACGGAAAAUGCUGCUUAUAUAAUUGCUGAUUCUAAUUUUAUUGACCAUUCGGGUGCUUCAGUACAGCUCAAUGAUGAUGAGCCUAAAGAAACGGACAUUCAUCAAAAUGAAACAAAACCUACUGAUCCAGUGCCGGGAGAUAAAUCAUAUGCUGAUUUCUGUGAGCAGAUUCUAAAAUCUGACUCUGAAAAAUUAGGAACUGAGCCUGAAGAAACUAAUGAGUGCACCAAACUAGAAAGUCCUGUGAGCAAAUCCUUGACGAAAACCAAGAGCAGGGCUUGCUUUUCAGAUAAUAAGGAGAAUUUCAGCAGUGGAGGUAAAUUGAUCAUCGUGAAAGACGAAAGGGCAGUAAAGAAGAAGGUUGAAGAUGCUAAGGAUUUGAAAGACUUGAGCCUGAGAAAGCUCACGAAGAUGUUUAAAGAAAAAUUGGAGAUUUCAAAGAAGGGCAGCCAGAAUGAAAAUGGCAGCGAGGCAAUAACAAGACCAGCUCUGCAGGCAAUUUCUGAAAACAGAUUGGUGGAUGAAACUCAAAACUGAUAUCUUGAUCCUCUCCAUCUUGCAAAACAAUUUUAAGAUUCCAUUUGAUUACGCAACUUAAUAGUUUUCAUUUUCAGAUGGAUUUUUUGAACCUUCUUGGUUUUUGCAUAUGAGGACAAAGGAUUUUGAGUUUUGUAAUACAUUACCUCUUUGGUAAUGAGACGUGGUCUACAAUAAGAGCUUACUUUUCUUAUAUGUGUUGGUGUAUACAAUCUGUUUGUUCUAAUAUAUAAAUAGGUGUUGCAAGUUGCAAACGGUGACACUUGUGCCAAUAGGUUCUGUUUCUUUAAGAUAAUUUGGUGACCUUGACAGACGUUGAGAAAUAUAUCCAUCGAAAGGUUGGAAUUGUGAAGAAUGUUUUCCAGAUGGUUGAGAUGAAAAAGAAAAAAGGAAACCUUUUAAAAAUUAUUGAGAGGAUGCUUGGAU